AUGAAUCCCUAUUACGAUGUAGAGAGGCUAAGAGACGAAGUGAUCUACCUCCACUCUCUCUGGCACCAAGGUCCUCCACGAACCCCCGUCAUUCCCACUCCCAUUCCCCAACCCCAACACACGUGCCACGUUCUCCCUCAUCAUCAUCAUCAUCAUCAUCCUGCAUCCGCCCGCACCAGAUCACUCCCCCCGGUCCCCUCCACCUCCUUCAAGAAGAAGAAGAAGAAGAAGAAGAAGCAAAAGCGUCGUCAUGGGGAUAACUCCGCACGACCCGACCCAGAAUGGCCGUCUCCUGUUCGACCCGACUCGGUUCCGUCCACCGGUUGGGGCAAGCCAAAGCCCGGUCCAGCCCCUCGUCCCGACGUGUCUCAGCAAGAAAAGGAGAGGCUUGCGGCAGUUCAAGCGCAGCAGAAAGCGUGCAAAGCUCUGAAGGAGUUUCUAUCUAAGAGUGAUGAUGUUGAUGUUGAUGAUGACGACGAAGAAGAUGAUGAUGAUCAUGGGGAAUGGGAAGAGAUUGAGGAGUUCUUUGUGGGGCUGUUCUUGAAGGACGAUGAACUCAGAGGGUACUACCAGAGGUGUUUCGAAAGUGGGGAGUUUUGCUGCAUGGUGUGUGGGGCAAUUGGGAAGAAAAAUUCUGGGAAGAGGUUUAAGGACUGUGUUGCGCUUCUUCAGCAUUCGAUGUCGAUUUUGAGAACGUUGAAGAGAGGGGUACACAGGGGCUUUGGUAUGGCCGUGUGUAAGGUUUUGGGUUGGGAUGUUGAUCGACUUCCCACCAUUGUGAUGAAAGGGGAGCCUCUUGGGCUGGAGAUGAUGAAGCCUGCUGAGGCAGAGGGUGAACCUAGAGAGAAAGUUGAAGAUGAUGGCGAAGACUGUGCCGGCAAAUAA
Molecule: messenger RNA, 885 nt
Organism: Sphenostylis stenocarpa
Lineage: Eukaryota; Viridiplantae; Streptophyta; Magnoliopsida; Fabales; Fabaceae
Source: the annotation of a GenBank genome assembly